UCAAGCCGAGAGACUCAUUGGUCACAUCAAUAGUAACAUAUGUCGUCUUCUAGUCCUUUAUAUACCCUAAUCAUACCUUUUGUUCUGACUUCUAUGAGCUAUGAGCGGUAUACAUUGAGUUGAAUAUAAAGAUAAUAACCACCAAAAUAUAUAAACAUAUUUACAAUAUUCAUCUAAUCUAAUAUACCCAAUUAUGCACUUUCCUUAAUUCUUGUGUCAACUCUCAUACUAAUCUUACAAGAGAGAAAAAUAAAAAUAUUAUUAGUAAAUCACUGAGCUUAUAUAAAAAUCAUAUUCUCACUUUUCUUGUUCUUGUCUUUCCAUCUACUACCUUAGUUUCAAUCAAUUAACAUUAUCAUUGAAAAAAUAAUGCAGUUUUACAAGCUUACCUUAUUCAAUCUUAUCCUGUUGAUCCAAUUACAUCAUUCUUACUCCUUAGGAACAGAUCAUUAUGGGAAAUGCAAGACCAAAAAAUGUGGAAACCUAAAUAUAACCUAUCCUUUCUAUAUUCCCAACCAGCAACAAAAAUACUGUGGGUUGAAAGAUUUUGAGGUAAUUUGCAAGGAUAAUAAAUUACCCAUGAUCAAUUUAUCUGGGGAUUUUUAUCUCAUUCACAAUAUUUGGUAUAAAACGCAGAAAUUUAAAGUUACAAACUUUGCUUUAGUUGAACAUAAUUGUUCAUAUAAGCCAAAAAACUUGACUUUAACCCAAAAAAGGUUGCAUUUUGCAGAAGAUCAGAGUAAUAUAUAUGUGUACCCUAAUUGCCCAGAAAAGGUUUUGGAGAAAUAUAAGGAGAAAAGGGUAAAAUAUGGAGGAAUUGCAGUGUAUAAGAAUGAUUCAAAAGUAAAGGAUUUGGAGAAAGAGUGUAAUGGGGAAGUGACUUUUGUGCCUUAUAAUGGGGGUGAGAGUCAUGGAAGGAUUGAAGAUGAUUUGGGAAAGGGGUUUUUUUUGAUUUGGAAUGCUUAUGAUUGCUUGGAUUGUGUGAAUUCUGGAGGGCAGUGUGGAUUUGAUGAGGAAAAUACAGAUUUCAAUUGUUAUUGCCCUGAUAGAACUCACGCUCUUCAUUGUAUUGCUAGUACUAAUAUUAAGAAUACAAACAUGAGGCUAAUUUUUGGAUUAGGACUUGGAGGAGGUAUGUUUCUGUUUUUGGCUCUGGUAGCUGUUUGGCAAAGGAAGAAGCUAAGUUUUGGCAACCUGAAGACGCGGAGUGCUUCAAUGGACCCAAACGAACUGUACCCGGAAAAGGGAAACUUAUACUUCGGUGUGUCACUCUUUUCAUACAGUGAACUUCUAGAAGCUACUGACAAUUUCAACCAGUCUAAAGAGGUUGGUGAUGGAGGUUUUGGAACUGUUUAUUACGGAAAGCUAAAAGAUGGAAGAGAAGUAGCAGUAAAACGCUUGUAUGAAAAGAACUUCAGACGGAUGGAGCAGUUCAUGAAUGAAAUCGAAAUUCUCACACGUUUGAGACAUCAAAACCUCGUCUCCCUUUAUGGGUGCACUUCCCAGCACUCGAGGGAAUUGCUGCUUGUAUACGAGUAUGUGGAAAAUGGCACAGUUGCGGAUCAUCUAUAUGGUGAAAAGGCAAAACUCGAAUCACUUGUGUGGCCUGUUCGUCUAAGAAUCGCAGUUGAGACGGCCAGUGCACUAUCUUACCUACACGCUUCUGAUACCAUUCAUCGAGAUGUCAAAACUAACAACAUUCUGCUCGAUAGCAACUUCCGGGUUAGGGUAGCUGAUUUCGGGCUUUCUAGAGACUUUCCUAGUGAUAUGACUCAUAUCUCGACUGCUCCUCAAGGCACUCCGGGGUACCUAGACCCCGAGUAUCACCAAUGCUAUCAGCUAACAGAUAAGAGUGAUGUUUAUAGCUUCGGAGUUGUCCUCAUCGAGCUCAUCUCAUCUCUGCCUCCUAUCGACAUGAACAGGCAAAAACACGAGAUUAACUUGUCGAAUUAUGCAAGGAACCGGAUUCAAUGUUGUGCAUUCGAGGAGUUGGUGGAUCCACAACUCGGUUUUGCUUCAGAUUUUAAGAUUAAGAAGAUGACUACUUUAGUGGCUGAGCUUGCAUUCCAAUGCUUACAACAUGCUAAGGAAUUCAGACCUUCCAUGGAUGUUGUUUUAGAAACUCUGAAGCGGAUUGAAAGCAAUGAUUAUGAAGUAUUGCAGCACGAAGAUAUGGCUAAAAGUUCCGAAAAUGACAUGAAUACACAAAAUAAUGUUCCACCUGCUUCCCAUGCAGAGGAUGAUCAUCCACCUUCCCUGAUUUCUGUAGUGGAAAGGUGAUGCUUCCAAUAUUUUUUUUUUGUAUACUUUCAAAUGAUUAUUUAGGACCUCAAUCUAUUUAAUGGUCAUCAUCAAAUCCCGCUCAGAAAAGCUUGAUAAGGAGGUUACGGCCAGUGAAACUCUCAGCUCGAAACACAUCAGUAAUCUUUUUGAUGUAAUGGUGUAUUUAUGUUAACUUAUGAUCCAUAUCAUGUAUAAGUUGUAACCAUUGUGCAUAUAUUAGGAGGUAUUUUUGUAAUCAAUGAUAAAUAGAAAAGAUAAGUCUUCUUUUGA
This is a messenger RNA of Amaranthus tricolor (Joseph's coat), 2553 nucleotides long. RefSeq names its product LEAF RUST 10 DISEASE-RESISTANCE LOCUS RECEPTOR-LIKE PROTEIN KINASE-like 1.2. Bases 370 to 2280 code for a protein of 636 amino acids. Gene Ontology annotation, molecular function: ATP binding; protein kinase activity; polysaccharide binding. Gene Ontology annotation, biological process: protein phosphorylation. The record is from RefSeq and is a predicted model, not a curated record. The transcript has 4 exons. Lineage: Eukaryota; Viridiplantae; Streptophyta; Magnoliopsida; Caryophyllales; Amaranthaceae.